AUGUCAUGUAUUAAUGCCAGCAAAGAUUCAGAUAACUGGGAGACGAUGAAGUAUAAUCUGUACACCUACUUCUUCCUGUUGAUAUUUAUACCAGGACUACUGGGGAACAGUCUCGCCCUCUGGAUUCUCUGUCGCUUUAAAAGCAAGAAGACCAAAGCCAUCAUUUUCAUGAUCAACCUCGCCAUCGCUGACCUGGCACAUGUCCUGUCACUGCCGCUCCGCAUUUAUUACUACAUGAACCAUACCUGGCCUUUUGGAAAGGUGAUGUGCUUGCUCUGCUUCUACCUGAAAUAUCUUAACAUGUACGCCAGCAUCGCCUUCCUGGUCUGCAUCAGCAUCCAGCGCUGCGCCUUCCUCAUGCACCCGUUCUGCGCCAAGCGCUGGAAGAGGCGUUAUGAUGUUUACAUCAGCCUGGUCGUCUGGCUGAUUGUUGGACUCUGCUGCUCUCCUUUCAUCUUAAUGAGGAGCAACCUGGACUCACAAAACACCUCCAGCUGCUUUAAGGAUCUGCCCACGAAGAAGGUGGCGCUGGGCACAGCCGUGGCUAUAAUUUCGUUCGGAGAGCUGCUGGGCUUCGUGACACCGCUGACCAUCAUCAGCUGCUGCACGUACUUCAUUGUCCGUUCUCUACGGCAGAGCAUAAACACCAGCGCUUCGACUAAUGAGAAGAAAAGAGCACUGCGGAUGGUGCUGGUGUGCACUGGCGUCUUCGUGUGCUGCUUUGUGCCCUACCAUAUCAACUUCAUGCUGUACAUGCUGGUCAGUCAGUGCAUCAUUACCCAGGGUACUAUGCAGCAGGCUAUUUUAAGGUUCCACCCCAUUUCUUUGUGCAUUGCCAGCCUUAACUGCUGCUUGAAUCCACUUAUAUAUUAUUUCCUCACCACUGAGUUUCGGCAGCAGCUCAGUCGUCAGGGAAGCUCCAUCCUGAGGGGGCGAUUGAUGAGCAUGGAGAGCACUUCCUCAUACAAGGAAUGA
Messenger RNA from Trichomycterus rosablanca, 975 nucleotides. RefSeq names its product P2Y receptor family member 10 (gene p2ry10). The transcript has 2 exons. Gene Ontology annotation, biological process: phospholipase C-activating G protein-coupled receptor signaling pathway; positive regulation of Rho protein signal transduction. Gene Ontology annotation, molecular function: G protein-coupled receptor activity. The coding region runs from base 1 to 975 and encodes 324 amino acids. Gene Ontology annotation, cellular component: plasma membrane. The record is from RefSeq and is a predicted model, not a curated record. NCBI's taxonomy places the organism in Eukaryota, Metazoa, Chordata, Actinopteri, Siluriformes, Trichomycteridae.